Molecule: messenger RNA, 3707 nt
Organism: Xyrichtys novacula (pearly razorfish)
Lineage: Eukaryota; Metazoa; Chordata; Actinopteri; Labriformes; Labridae
Source: the annotation of a GenBank genome assembly
UGCUGAGGCCUCACAUGGCAAAUGUAGAUAAAAUACGACUGAAGAGAGAGAAGAAAAGAGUGAAAACCCUAACAGGCUCUGCUGUCACUGCUCUUCCCCCUUCUGUCAAAUUGAGGUUAGCUCAGCAAACAGUUUGCCCUCAGAAAAGGCACUUCUUUUCCGGUUCCCACCUCAAAACUCAGACUCAAAAGAACGAUUAGAGCAAAAGAUAAGAAAUUCACUUUGAGUCAUACAAGUGCACGGACCAGAGAGACGAAGAGGCAGAGAAGAAAAAGUGACAUGGGAGUAACUGAUGUAGACGGGAAGUCUUUCAGAGAGGCACUGACUUAGCCACCUGUUAGCUUCACAUACACUUCAUUCAGAGGCAGCGGUGAACUGAGAGACAAGUGGAGAAGCACCUUAGGUGGUGUGAGUUUGAAGAUUGGUGAUGGCGUCCGGCACGGGGGGACAACCACCAGCACUACCUGUCAAACAGCACAGGUAAGACCAAUAAACAUUUUACAAAUACUUUCAGUUUUAAUUCUACAGACUGAAUGGAGGCAGACAUACACUUUGAGAUGUUAGAAUAGCUCAUAGGAAAGAUGUUUUGUAAUUUUCAGAGAUGCUAUUUUGUGCAGACAGAGAUGAAAAUGAAAUUAUUUACAGUCUGUGCAUGUAGUAAUAAUUUCGUGAUCCUGUCUCACACAGGAGUAAUUCUUCCAGAUGCUCUAGUGUGGAGUCUGCGUGUGUCCUACUCAGCCCUCUUGGACCGAACUAUCCUUACAAUGAUGUCUUCCUCGAACCCACUGACUGUCAUGCAGCCCAAUGCCCCAUACAUCAACGAUAUGGUGAGUUUAAAGAACGAUAAAAGAAGUUCAGGUGGAGAAAAGAAGCAGCAUUUACUGAGUAUAAUCAUUAGAAACAGUUCUGAAACCAACGUACUCUUCACACUGUGCUGCAUGCGCACAUACUAUGAUAUGAGGUUAAUUUUUCAGUUCUUUUUUUUUCCCAUGAGAACUGAGAGAGAGGAAGUAAACAUUUGAAACUUUUACUUACAUAAACAUGCAUGUGAUUAGAAGACAAUGAGAUAUUUUUUUAGAGAGAUGCUUUGUUCAAACUAACUGUCACAUAGUCUGACCUAAAUCCUUCUCCCUGUGCUUCUUAGAUCCCUCUCAGCACCAGGCGAGAUUUUUCUCUGAUGGCACUCCACCUGCUGUGCCAAAAAAGAGGCUAGCCCGCACCCUCUCCCUCCCUGUAGUACAAGCAUCUCCUCUCACUCCUUUACCUCCUCCGUCUCCACUUCCAAGACAAACACACAACUUUGACAACCCCUUGUACAUGAUGGCACCCAAACCUGACAUCUAUUUCCGCGAGGAGUCGAUCGAGUUCGACCCAGUCAGAGACAGUCCCAUCCCUUCGCUGUCUCUCUCCCAGCUGUCCUUCGACACUCCUGAUGAGGAUCUGCUCCACGUCUUAGGCAGUUUGGACGAUCAGGAGGUCGUUUUUCAGGGUAUUCAGCACUGCUAUCUGCUAUUUUUGAGAAAUAUGGCACAAAAAGUGGAAGCUGGGGUCCUGCUGCAGAGAGAGGCCACAGACGAGACCGUCAGAUCUUACCAGCCUGAGGAUUUCCUGCUGUGUGAGGACAGCGAGCCAAAGCAGAUCAGAAACACGGUUUACUACAGGCUGCAGAGCCCCAGACUCCCAGGAAGGAUACUUGGCUUAAGGGUAAAAAUACAGCUCCUUUAUCAUCAUCUGCUGUGUGCAAAAUACAGUCAUGCAGAUUUCACAUAGCAACCAGUAAAACAAACAUAAUCUUUAUCAACUUGAUCAUCUGUGACACUGCCUUGUGGUAUAAAAAAAACACACUUCCUUUAAACUGUCAUCAGGUGUUACAGCCGCAACAGGAAGACAAGACAAAACCUCUUUUUGUUUUUUUUUGUUUUUUAACACUUUCGACAGCAGAGCAAGGAUGAAAUUCUUGUAAAUGUGCUUUUAUGUCGUUCUGUGCAGGUUCACGAUCAGACUGAUGACACCGCCUCUGUCCUCACCAAACACCACCCAUCACAUGUCAACGUGCGAGACAUUAUUACUCAUUUCCAGCCGAGGAGCACGCUGAAGACUGAUUCUGGGAAAUUAAGAAGUCAAGGUUUCACCGGUCUUGUUAAAUCAGACUGCACUGCUGCUGAACCACCAGGUGGAGACAGCGCUGACUUUGUCACAGACGGUCUGAAAAUGAAUGUGCCCUCAGUCCAGUCUUUCCUCCAGAGAGGAUGCUCAGUGAGUGUUGAGAGGGACCUGCCUCACACCACUCUGGAGGAAUUUGUCCAGGAGAACCACCUGCAACAAAGUAAGGAUUAUUUGGACUAUGACAGGCAGGUGUGCGUUCUGAUGCUGCAGGUUUUAAUGGGUUUGCAACAUCUUUACAACGCCAGUGGCGCUGCAGCUGAUCUCAGACCCCAGGAGAUCUUUUUAGUGUGGCCUAAUGGAGAGAAAGAUGAUGGAGAAAAGAAGGAUGCUUCUAGAGGAAAUAGAGGUUGUCAGAUAAAAGAAGUGGAGUCUCAAAAGGGAAAAACUCAGAUGUUGUGGAGGAUUCGUGGUUCACCUCGUGUUGUGUUAGCCCCGCUGUCUUCUGUUGUUUCUACUUCUCAUCCCCUAACCUUUAUCAAAUCCCAAAUCAAUAAUUUGAUCCAGUACUGCUUCAACCCACAAGAAUCAGCCAUGUCUUCAUACCGAACAGGACUCCUUCAUCUGUCCUCUCUGCUCCACAAUGAGCGUAGAGCUCUACAGGUGCCAGACAUGAUCAUCAUGCUGCAGGUGCUCCUCUGGGGACCCCGAGUCCCACUCUUCAAUCACAGAGGCCACGUGACCACCGCUGUAAACAACUGGCUGAUAUUAAAGCGAGCCUUGCUGGUGAUGAAGUUUGCAGAGAGAGGGCUGAUCCAGGUUCAGUCUGCUCUGGACUGGGAGGACUGUAUGCGCCUGCAGUAUCUGUCAUUCACAGAUCCUGAGAUCAUUGGAAGCAUGGCUGGGCAGCUGUGGCUCACUGUGAACUUGGAAUGAAGAUGUGACUAUCAAGUCUAACAACUGGUCAUUCUCAUGGAAAUUACAGUUAUAUUUAAUUGUAAAAAAAACAAAGACUAUAUGCCUUUUCAGAAAAUCAGCUUGCUUGUACAUGUCAUAAAAUAUGACCAGACUGUGCGACUGAAUCAGACAAUUUCAGUUGAAAGAUGUCUGGUUUUCUUUGAACACAUCUCUGUGGUUUGCAGCGGAAAGACUACAAAAGAAAUAGAAGCAUUUAAGGUUACCAGACUGACAAACUUUCAUUCCUCGGUGUCGUAACUAAUCAGCUUUUAUCUAUCAAACUUGUGAAAUAGUACCAAAAUUUAUUAACUUUUCUCGAUGGGUUGGAAAUAAGAAUUGAAAGUAACACUUCGAAACCAAACCAGUAAAUGUUCUUUGUUUACUUGGAUUGUCCUCACCGACUGAGUGAUGAAACAGUGAAACUAAAUAGUUGCUGGUGAUUGAAGGACUUCAUGGCUUUGUGUAAAACUGCUGAACUGAGCCUAAAUCAAUCCUCACUUAAAGGGCCGGUUCCAACUUCUCUUCAACCAGUUUUCAUUUUGUUUCCUUUCACAACAGGUAACUUUGAGAAAACUGUGUGUUCAUCCUCCUCCUCCUCACGUUUUGAACUUGCAAAACAUUAACUGUGAAAUAAACUUUUAAACCAA